Elaeis guineensis (African oil palm) is the source of this 1134-nucleotide messenger RNA. The record is from RefSeq and is a predicted model, not a curated record. NCBI's taxonomy places the organism in Eukaryota, Viridiplantae, Streptophyta, Magnoliopsida, Arecales, Arecaceae.
GGGGUGUUCUUGAUUGAUACCCCCAUCCCCCUCCCCCUUCUGUAUUAAAUGCAGUAGCUGGGGAAACCCACCAACCUCACCCCCCCAAAAAAAAAUCCCCCCGUUUCGCCCACACUUCUAUCCGUCAUGCUACAAAACCCCCUUCUUCUCCCCUUCGCCUUCCCAAAAUGUCCUUCUCCCCCACCGCCGACGACAACGCCACCGCCACCUCCUCCCCCCCAAACUCUUCGUCCUCCUUCUUCCUCCAGAACCUCAGCAACCUCGGCCUCGGCUACGCCAUCGCCAUUGCCCUCGGCGUCCUUGUCCUCCUCUCUACCGUCCUCCUCGCCUCCUACGUGUGCUGCCGCGCCCGCUCCCGAAACACUAAUCCUAACCCCAACGGUGGCGGCACAGGCGGAAACUCCAAUGGCGUCGUGCUGCCCCGCAUAAUCUUCGUUGCGGAGGACGACAACGACGAGGACAACAACGGCGAGGAGGGUGGCCGGGGCUCCGCUCCCACGGGGCUGGACCCGGCGGCGAUCAGCUCCUACCCGAGGUUUCCGUUCUCCGCCGCCAAGGGCGGCGACACCGUGUGCUCCAUCUGCCUCGGGGAGUACCGGGAGGGGGAGAUGCUUCGGAUGAUGCCGGACUGCCGCCACUACUUCCACCUUCCCUGCAUCGACGAGUGGCUCCGACUCAACGCCUCCUGCCCCGUCUGCCGCAACUCGCCAAUGCCCACCCCGGUAUCCACGCCGCUCUCUACCCCGCUAUCCGAACUCGUCCCACUUUCCCACUUCGCCGCCGACCGGAGGAGGAGGUGAUCACCGUUCACCAGGUUCCGGAUCUUGCCAUCCGUGUGUAAAUGUUUGGGCUUUCUUCGUUCCUAUAGCUCUCUCCGUUUUUAAUUAGGGAAAGCAAAAGCUUUGCAGUAGAUCUGACAACAUGGAGGUGGAUGGUGUUUUGUGGCUAAUUAGGCUUGUAGGAUUUCCAUAUUGCUUGCAGGGUUCAAUUGAUUAGAUUCGUUUUUCUUUUUUCUAUAAUUUCUUAGCUGUGUGGUAAUCCCAUUGAUAUGGAUAUAUGAAAUUUUGGUCUUAUGCGCAAGUUGGUGUGAUUAUAAUGCUCUGCUUUUGAAAUGCAGUGUGGAUUAAUAUUAUA